Molecule: messenger RNA, 261 nt
Organism: Gryllus bimaculatus (two-spotted cricket)
Lineage: Eukaryota; Metazoa; Arthropoda; Insecta; Orthoptera; Gryllidae
Source: the annotation of a GenBank genome assembly
AUGUCGCCACCCUCAACGUCGCCAUCGCAAACGUCGCCACCGACCACGCUUCCACCAUCAAUAUCGCCAACGUCGCUGCCACCACCGCCACCGAUCAUCUCCGUGAGCGUCGACACCGACGUCACCACCACCGACGUCGUCACCGCCAACGUCGUUGGAAGCAAUGUAGACACCGCCAACAUUGACACCGCCAACGUCGACAUCGUCAACGAUGCUACAGCCAAGAUCCACACCGCCAACUACGCCACCUCAAACAACUGA